Messenger RNA from Porites evermanni, 13428 nucleotides. NCBI's taxonomy places the organism in Eukaryota, Metazoa, Cnidaria, Anthozoa, Scleractinia, Poritidae. The record is from the annotation of a GenBank genome assembly.
UGCUGCGGCUGUGACUUGAAGACAGGCAUUUUGCUUAUCGGUAUUCUUGGAGUGGUGAGUACUUUGUUAACAAAUGAUCGAACUCACUCCGGGCAACCGCAAACUGUUCCAAAAACGCAGGUUGUGUUUACACAUGUUUGGUUCUCAAAUGCCGCCGACAUCUACCUGCGACAUGGCCGCCCCCGCCGUUCUGCCUGUUUCAUUCGCACAUAUGAGAAAAUGAGCCGCGAAAUAAGUUGAACUCGAAAAAAUUUCGCAGGUAUGGCAGAAGCGGUAAAGAUCACGCCACAAGUGUCUCAGACGGGUUUUCUCUGUGCUUUAGAUGCCUGUUUGGUUAAUUUGGAGUUGGGCUAAAAACUAUUUAUCUGUUCGGAUGUCUUAGCGGGAACUUUGUUCGUCACGAAAGUUUAACAGGCUUUUUCGUCUCAUCCGAUAGUGUUAGCUACCCUCGAGGACAUGAAGUAGCCUUGCUUUCAUAGAAAAUUAUGCGGGACGUUUUGUCAUUAUAUCGAAAAUUUUAGGAGACCUUUUUUUAACAAUAAUUGCGAUAUCUUGUUAUUAAAAUGUGAAAACACAAACUUAGAAAGUGGUAUUUAAGCUGUUAGAAAAACUCCGAAUAUUUUAGACGAAUGGAAAGGUUAUCCAGAAAUUUUUAACUUUUCUCAAGCUUAAGAAAUUUGUAGGCAAUACUUGCUCCUUCGAACAGUUAUUUUGCAGAAUAUAGUCGCUGGGUGCCCCUGAAAGACUGCAUUGAUGGCUUCUGUUGCCUCAUCGAACGAACUUUAAUCAGGACUACUUCGUCAGCCGCAUAAUUCUGCAUGUGAUAAUUUAAGGAGUUGUACAUGCAUGAGCGCGGAAAACUGAAGUGAAUUCAGGCGUCAGAGCGGAAUUCAGCACGCAAGAUUCACCGAUAUUUUAAUAUAUUACUAAUUAAACUUUUUAUUGGUGGUUAAAAUCCCUAGGAACAAAUCUAAACUCUAGAGAUCAAAUACUAGCGAAAAAAAAAACGAUUUACUUUCUCUUUGCUGUGUCUUGCUGCUGAAAACAUUGUGCAUCCACGUUUGUAUGCAAAUUUGCUAUAUUUGAGGUCAUGAAUCAUUUAGCUUUAGUUUGAGCGAUACAAAUUAAAACACUACGUGAUAAGGAAUUUUUUAAAGAAUGCCCCAGUUCCUUCAACAUUCAGUCUUGAACUUUAAGGUGAAAUCACUUUUUCCACAUUGAUUUCAUCUCCAAUUGCCAAUAAAAACAAGUUCGAGUCAUUUACUCAUCUGUUACCAAAUCUGCGGGAACACUUAACGACAACGUUAAAAAUGUCUAAUAAAAAUAAGCUAGGAUCCUUCGAUUUCGUGGAAAUUUUUUUUUUCUAAAGCCUUUGGAUUAAAUCUCGUUGUUAUAUUGAUGAUAGUGCACCAGCUGGCCUAUAUUUUAGACUCGGAGUGACACUCCCUUUACGUUGAAUAUUUACCCAGUAGCAUCCACGUAACAAUUCGAAACAACAAGAUCACCAUGAUGGGGUACAUUGGGCUGCUACCCUGGUGGGGAGGGUACUCCCUUAUAUAAGCCAUAUAGGUAUGUGCAGCCCCAUCGGGUAGGGUUUUUGGAAUAAUUUUCUCGUGUGCGCUUUAAUCUAAGUAAUGAUAACAUACUUUCUGCCUAAAGGUCAGGUCUGAAACGGAUAUUGAUUUUAGAGGUCUAGUCUAAAAACGGCAGUGGAAAAUUAAAUUUUUUGGUCUGAAAUCGGGUCAGGAUUUGAAAACCCGUUAGACACAUCCCCACCAAGAAUUUCCAGGAGUACCCCCACCCCCUCCCCCUGCCCCCUCCCUCCGCCGAGGUUGAAUAGAAACAUAAUCACCUGGUUAGAACCUCAGAAGAGCUUUAAAUGUAAAAUCAAACAAACAAAACUAAAGCUUAAUUUGCUUUGCGAGUUUUAUUAAGAAACAGAAUUUAAAACAUUGAAAGUUUUUAAGCGUAGAACGACAGCGAUUUUCGGAAUUUCCGGUAAUUAGUCAGGUUAUACUGUCAAGUAAAAUUUUGAGGGGAGGAGGAUUGGGGGGGAGGGGAGAGGAGUCAUUGCGGAAAUACUCCUGUUAAAAAUAACUUGUCUUUCCUCGUUCCAAAAAAAGAGAGACUUGCUUAUUUACAUUUUCAUUCUUAUUGGUGAAAUUGAUGGUGUCCAUUUUUUUUUUUUUAUAUCUGAAAUGACAAGCUCUAAUCCCUCAAAAGUCAAAUGAUCGCCCCAAUCGCUGGGGGACGGGACACGCAACGCAUUUGCAGGGCGAAUAAAGGUUCCUGGCCUUUGAGUUAACGUCCGCCAUUUUGUCCUUUUACCUCGGCUUGAGUUGUUAUGCCACAGGUAGCCCAUAUCAGAUAGACACCAAAGGGACAUAUCUUUCGCAUAAUCACUUAUUCAAGUUGCGGUCGCGCCUACUUCGUGUUAUGUCAGUGACCUUGUUUUGUUGCAAACUGUAAAGUAGCCUGCGAGCAAGCUCUCUUAUUUGGGCGAGCGAAGCGAGGCACGAGAGAACGCGCGAGCGAGAAGGGAAGCUGCGCCCGCUUUCGCGUCUCCUCUCGCGUGCCUCUCGCGCGUCUCUCGCGCGUCUACUUUUCACGAUAUCCCCCAAACGGAGAACUUGCUCGCAGGCUGUAAGCUUAAAGAAAAAAAUUCGUAUCGAUAGUUCAGUAUUGAAGAAGAAGUUGACUUUUUUGUUUUGCAGCUCGGUUCUGGGUAUGGUAUCUACGCAGGCUUCAACGGGGCGAAAACACUCAUUAAUCUAAAGGAUGAAUACAGGGAGCUCGAUCAGGAGGGAGUGAAGCUUCCAAUUGAUUACAAGUAUUACAAAGGUUUGUCUCUUUGGUUGCAGUCUUGGUCGGACUCAUCGAACAUUUCGGAUGUGAAAGGAGUUAUCGUCAAGUAUCCUGUCUUUUUUUCAGAACUCCUGUUUAAUAAACUAUCACAUGGACUUACAUGGGACCUUAUCACUUUUUUGGAACACAACUGACUAUUUUAUCUCUGAUUCGACUAACCAUCGUUUCAUUUGAAAUCUCGUCAUGCUUUUAAAAAAUAGUUAUAAAUACAGUCUACUCCCAAUAACUCGAACCUUCUAGCGAGAAUAGAAAAAAGUUCGAGUCAGCAGGAAUAAUUCGAGUUAUCGGAAGAUCGAAGCAAAUCGCCGGAAAUAUGGAAAUGGGAUGUGGAAUGAAGGCAUGCUGUAACAUGCACACUUCAAAACUUGAAAAAUCAGGCAGUGCCGGACACUGUACUCUUAACCAUGUUAACCGGACUAACAAAAAUUAAAGUCCGUUUGAUCUCAAAAAGGUUGUUAAACGUCCAUCGUUUGUAAAAAGGCUAGCCUAUCCUCCCCAUGCUGGAGAUUUUAGGUGAGCCGUAUUUUGCUCCCUGCGUAGGGGGCUAUAAAAAGUCCCUUAUGUAUCAGUUCUGCGGUGCACGCCACACACUGAGUGUCCUUUUUGCUACUUUUAUCAUUCAGGAGUCAUCAACUUGCUUUACGUUGCGGCUGCUAUCAACAUCCUUGGGCUACUGGUCAAUCUCAUGUUGCUGUUUUCGUUUUGCACGGUAAGUCGUAUUAAUAAAAGAACGGUUCUUUAAUCUGUGACACUGAAAAGUAGGAGCCUUUAUGGACAUAAUUUUAAAUGACCUUUGUUGCUUUCUCUUCGCUUUUGACGACCGCUUAUAACUGUACAAAUCUUAGUUUCCCUCACUGCCUUCCGCCAAAUAAAGCUCAAUUGACAUAUAAACAUUUCUGUUAACAGGUUCUGAAUUUUUCAAAGAUCCAUCCUUAUUCUCGUCAAUGUAUCACUCGCAGUGAAGCAAUACGCAUUGAAUAACAGUUAGCAUUUUAAUUUUUUUAGUUCAGCACUGUUCGAAGCGGUUUAAGUCUGUUAGUACUGUAAGUGCCUGUUUCUUUAAAGACUGCAAUAAAAAGCAAGGCUGACAGACUGUACAUCUGGGAAUUAGCACACUCAAGUGCGUUUUCGUUUGAAAACGUUGCCUUUUAGUGCCAGCUCGGUCAAAUUAACCUCGCUUCUCAAUCAUUUCUCAAAUCUUCCCGGAUCACUGAUCCAGAUCCUUUGUUUUCAAAGGUUGGCCAUUGCAAUAUGGAUUUCUUAAAAAUUAAGCUUAAUAUAAAUAUUAAUUUGAAUUUUUCUUUUCUCUUUUAAUUUUCUUAGAGGAAUCGUUUUUUGGCGCUGCCAUACAUAAUUUUUUACAGCUUCUCCGUUCUCUACAGUCUGGCCGUUACCAUUUUCCUCAUUUCAAUCUGGCAUGGGGUACGUACGAAUCUUGUUACUUGAUAUGACAGCUUGGUCGAGCGAUUGAAGAUUGAAGUUGGGAGGCCCCGAGUUUCAGUCCCGCCCCGAUCGAUAUAGGGCUUUCCACAAGUUGGUCGGCAACUUUUUCGCAACUUCUUGUAUUUCGAGCAACUUUUUUCGUUUCGAGCAACUUAUUUGCAUUGUCAACAAUUUCUCAAGUUAUUUUCUAAUUCUGACAUAUCGGAGCAGCUUUUUGUGUUUAAAUUGGCCUUUCUUCCAUAUUUCACAAUGUUUUAGUACACAAUUUAUGAACUUCCUGUUAAAAAAGGGGCCAAAUCCUCCCCCCUGGGGAAGAUCAUGGGCGCCAGACAGAAGUAGCCGGGCUAGGUCGGCGGUUUUUGGAGAAAAUUCAAAAUUGUGGACGAAGGUUCUCACUUGACUGACUUGAGUGUCUCGGGUGAAGAAAGUCAUUCAACAAUUUGUAUUCUGUAUUUAUUUUUUCUAAUAUGUUGUAACUCUUAGUUAGUGUACAUCCUUUUCUUUUUCACCAUAAUACGACGCGUCAGUCUAUAGAAAAACAGUUUGUGGAUCUAGCCUCUCGCCGCCUUACUCACACCUUUCCAAGGUCUUAUCCCUCAACUGGUUAUUUAAAGAUGAGAUCAUCGUUUUGGUACUAAACUAACUGUUUUUGCUGUUGCUUUCUGUCUUUUUAUGAUUACAGUUCCAUUAUAGUUUUGCCGUUGACAUUGUUGCCCCCGUGAUAACGGUACGUAUUUCAAACCGUUAACGAAUUUUAACUGAAAAGAUCGAAAAAAAGAAGUUGUAAUUGCUUAGUAGAACUCAACAUAAUCUCACUCAUUCACUCACCCACUCACUUACUUUCAUUAUAGUUAUAUACUUCAUAAUUGAUUUUCAGAUCUACUUCAUCCUUGUGGUGUACUCGUACUUUGAAAGCCUCCGUGAAGAUCCCUCUGGCUCCGUUGCGGGAUUUGAUCAAGGAAGAGCAACAGUUAUGGUAUGUUACUCUUCUAUGCCUCUUUGUCCCGUAUAAACUUUGGUCCUAUCCUGUAAUUUCUUUUCCUUUGGUGCGUCUUUUAUUGCCUCUACUUCCAUGGUUAACCCUCUUCGUUCUCCCAGAACCAUACCUCUCUCAUUAUUCUCUUUUCUCCCUCCAAAUAAGUCUGUCUAUCCUUUUCUUAAACCUUAGUAAAUGACCCCUCAAAUGAAAGAAAUGGGUACUCACAUGGGUCUGAAGUUAUUUUUGAUGAAGUCAUAAAAAUGGGUUUAAUGUUUUUUUUUAUCUGGCAGAUGCAAGUGGGAGGUCCUCCACCUUACGCAAAGUUUUGAGCCGCUGAAGUUGUCGAGUGGCGAAAAAACUAAACUGUUUACAGUCGCCUCUAUUUCCAUUAGAUCACCCAGACCGAGCACUUACUAACUAAUGGACGAACAUCCUGGUGUGCUUCGCUUCUUCAAAUGACUGAGGCGAUACCGUUUAAGAUAAGAUGGCUGUCAGUGAUAGCAAGCGCUCGAUCUCGACGAUUUUAUGGAAGCAUAGGCGACUGUCUUGAAACAGUUUAUGUAAAACGUCCAGUCUUUGUUGUUGUUGUUGUUUUUUUUAUGUAGAUUAGAGCUUUUUAUAUAUUCAGGCAUAGCAUCGAGUAGCGAUAACAUUUAAAUGAGUAAAAGUAAAGCCCAAAGAUACAUUGAGUAGAUACUUUUGAUAUGCUAAAAGAACCAACCACUGCAUGGCACUAGCUUACUGAUAGGUUCCAGCCGGCACCAAUUUAAAACUAAGAUUUAAAAGUUAUUAAGGAUCGAAUAAUUAGAGAAAAUGUCUUCAAUUAGCUUGCACGUUUGUAAGCCGAAGCCUAUUACUUUUAGACUAAAUGUAAUCAUGUAAACGAUGUUUAACGAUAAAUGGUGUCAACAACAGCGGUAACAGCCCGGAAAACAAAAACAAGUCCACGCGAGGAAGCCAGUACUGUCGGUUACGAUUCUCUGUGCUGGAUUUCAUAGGGGCUGUGGUUAAAUACCUAACAACUUGUAAAAGUAAUUCUUAGAUUUUUGCCUGCGUUGACAAGUUAACGUAAUAUUUUCUUAUCAUCAUCGAUAAGCAUACAGUAGUACGAAGUGAGUGUAAAAACUAGAAUUAAAGUCCUGCAAAUUGUUUGCUCUGCCUCCUCGUUGUUUUUGCCCGGUAGAAACCGCGAGUGUAUAAAGUAGCCUAUAAACCGUGGCAAAAACCAUUUCCGCUUAAUGCUACAGGCCCCUUGGUCCCAGAGACUUUUCUUGCGCGGUUCCCGUUUCCGGCGGUGGGGCGCGCUAGCGCUAUGCCGCUCGUGGCUUUGGCCUCCGGCCGGCACUGAUCCGCUGAAGAUUUCCGACGCACGUGAGAAAAACCUCUGUUUUGAGAGAGCGCCUCGUCUGACCUCAAAAUCUGAAUCUGAAAAUGCUUAACUGGUCAGGUAAAUACAUUUUUAACUCGUGGGAACGCGCGAGCGUACCACGAAUAAUUGCAGGGACUAGGAUAUGCAAAUUAGUCGCUCGCUUACUCGCAGUAGACGGACAUCGGGUAGAGGCUAGUCCGAAUUCGAGAGUGCGAAGAUCUAUCGUUUCCGAAGAAGCACGCGCUCGCCGAAGUUCGGUGUGAUCAAAUUCUUAUGAGAACGUGCAUCGUUCGUGCUCAGACUCAGAGUUUUCUUUGUGGCAAAUUUUCUACAGCACGGUUAGAGGUCUUACCAAACUUAAGACACGCAGGAGUCUUUCAGAUGAGUAAGAUGGUUAACUUCGGGAUUGGAUUGACGAGAAGAUGAGCAUUUGCUCUUCGACUCUGCAAGAUUACGGGGGAUAUACAAAUUCCAGAUAAGGUAACACAUACGUUUUCCGUCGUACUUCGCAGACGUGGUGCAUCGGUUUUGUGAAGCAUAAAAUAUAUGUUCUUUCGUUCAUUCACCCGGCAUUGCCCCUGAAAUUCGUUUACACUGUUUUUUUUUUUAGCUGUCAAUAGCUCCGUUUAUGCGGCUCGAUCAUCUUCAAACGGCGCUUGCCGACGGAUUUUCCAUGGAAAAUGCAUUAAGUCAAAAACUUUCGCCUGGUUAGGUAAAGUCGCAACUAACCGAUGGUGCCGGGUUUGAGUCCUUCUCCGCACCUUUCUUUCUUCCAUCUUUCUUUCUCUUUUUUUUUCCCGUUUUUGUUUUGUUUUGUUUUUGCUUAUUUGUUUUGUUGUUUUUCUAUAAAUACAUACCGUAAAAUUCCGAAAAUAAGCCCCGAGGCUUAUAUUUUUCAAAGACCCUUUUUGAGGGGCUUAUAUUUGGAGGGGCAAUUUAACGGAGGGUUUUUUGCGCUUAUGUUUGGAGGGGCUUAUACAUGUGGAGGGGCUUAUUUACGGAAUUUUACGGUACCUAAAUUCAUAACUGUUAUUUAAUAAAGUGCAAUAAACAGCAAGAAAAGUAUUGUGUUUCCAGAGAAAAGAUAAUAUAUUUAAUAUAUGGAUAAAUUAAACAAUCUAAAUUUCUAUCACUUCCUACAAUUUACUGUGGGAAGACCAGAGUUGAUAACCAUUUGGUUAUUUUCUAAACAACGUUCCCACAAGUUGACAAUAGUCAACUUUGAUUAAAAAUUGUUAUAAUUGGCUUUGGAUGUUUAUAACUUCGGACAAAGAGGAAGAGAGUGUCCGCAAUCCUAUUUACCACAGUGACUAUACUUUUGAUAAUAAUCAUAAUCAUAACCAAAAUGAUAGCGAAAGUUGGCCACGUUAUCAGGCUUUCACGCUCUAUUAGCCGAAUGAAUUAUUAUUUUGGCGCGAUUUGUUAAUUUAUGUGCCCUUGUGAAAUCAUUCAUGGAUCGGUUGGUUAUGAAUUGACGCAGAAUUACAUGGUCAUCAAGAUAAUGGAUUGACAAUUGGAGCUAUAAUCAAUAUUUGUACGGUACAGGAAGAGAAUUAAAUUGGUUUUAUUAACUUCACUCAGUUCACUGGCCCAGGCUUUUGGGAAGGGACCCUUAAAAGAGCAAUUUUUCCUUAUUUAUAAGUAAAUUUACCAAUUGUUUAUAAAAUAACGAGAAAAUGAAUAAACAAAUUUGUUCUCGGAAAUAUUAAAUUUUCAAACGGUGCCGUUAUCAAUUAGGCAUGUAAUCAUGGAUAUUAAAACCGCAAGCAUGCUAUUAAUACUUCAAUACUGGUCAUCUUUAUAUAAAGGAUCUAAAUACAUAUCUUAUCUUAUCGCAUAUAAUGUAAGAUAUGUAUUCCGAUUGGCAACUAAAAAUGACAAGAAAGAAUUGAAAAACCUAAUAAAUAUUUUGCUGAGCUAUGAUUGGCCAAUAUCAGCUGGCGGCCGCUAAUUAACUUGUCGACACAGUUUCACAUUUCCUUGUCUCAAGGAAAGAAGAAAAGCAAAAUUGAGGAGCCUGCCGGAGAGCGCCAUCUUAAAACACGGGUUUGACAAAACCAUGGCAAUUCUUGUGCGAACAUGUUGUUGUGGCUGUGACUUGAGGACAGGCAUUUUGCUUAUCGGCUUUUUGGGAGUGGUAAGUAAACACCAAUUUAACUUUCAUUAUUACUCCAACAGCGGCGGGCAACAAUGUUAGUUUAGCUUAACUUUAAGUGCGAGUUUUGCCGACGCACUUGUUUGAUUCAGUCGGGAUCACUCAAGAAUUUCAAUUUAAAUAAGUGCUACGUACUCCACUGAAUAAUCUCAUACUUCUACCAUCUUUGUGCAUGUUAUAGUCUGAGGCAGUUUCACUUAACCGGGAGAUACAGACACGCGGAAAAAGGCCAGCAACUAAGGUUCAACCUCACUGAGGUUGAUAGGACUUAAAGAUGAAUAUAAGGACUGUGGUGAUCCCUUCGCCAAAAUAAGAUUAACCGGCCAGAGCAACCGGUUUUUAUAAUUAAAACAGGGGUUUGACAAAACCAUGGCAAUUCUUGUCCGAACAUGUUGUUGCUGCUGUGAGUUGACCAAUCUUCUUUGACGGAACUGCUUUUCAGUUGUCACAACUCAUCGAAAAUAUAACUUUCUUAACGCGAGAGGCGCCUGAUAAACAGAUUUCAAGGUACUAUGUAUGCUUUUAAAAAAGUUUGUGCUCUCUGCACCAGUAUAAGUUUAAUUGUCUUUCGAAUUUAGACAUCUUUUGCUUAAUUUUAUACCGGUUUUACUCUUUUUAUUGAGGAAUCUAUUUCUUCACAUUCUGAUCACAUAGCGCUUACAACCAAUCGGAUACAAGCCCCAUUAAAAAAUAGUUUUGUAGUAGUUUCGUCAGUCAUUAUUUCUUUUGUGCAUGAUUUGCUCUUUUGAGUGGAAAUUUUAAAUUUCAUGGUGACUUAUUGUGAGCCAUCCACCUGCCUUUCCCUUUUAACCAAAAAAAAUUAAAUAAAAUUGAUUCAGCAAAAGGGCAGCAAGAAAUCGGCAGAAAUGUAUAAAAUAAUACUCUAUAAAGCUAAUACUCUGAUUCUCUGGGUAAGACACAAAUUAUUCUUUUAUCAGUCAAUGGGUGAAAGUGUCGCAAGUACUCCAAACAAUUGUAUUGUCUCGUUCUUUCCAGCUUACUACAUUGAAGUUUGCAUUAAUUACAAAUCGCCCUGAAUUUUCCAAUCCGCAAUGAGCAUGAAAGUUUUCAGGCAACCACUCUAUGAUUUUAAGAACGAAACUGAUUAUCAAUUCUUACUUAGUCUACCAAACAACAACUUAUAAUGGUCAAUGUUUAAAGAGAAAACCUUUUUAACCUUAGAUCCGUGCAUUUAGUCGGCAUUCAACCAAAUUAAAUCUCGUCUUUGUCUCUCACAGUCUACCAAAAGCACGAACAAAAUUGGCCGUCCAUAACUACGGCGGCACGGACCUCAAUUUCUUAGAACUCAGGAAAACGUUAAAAUUAUUCUAUUACAGAUCGGCUGUGGUUAUUGGGCCUACCAAGGAUUAAAGGGCGUCAGAACACUUAUUAAUCUCAAGGAGAAGGCCAAGGAACUUGACAACGAAGAAGAGAUGCCAUUUGAUUACAAAUAUUACAAAGGUUUGUCAAGCUUUUAAAUUUCGUCUUUCGUUCCAGCCUUACAUCAUGAGAAAUAGAAAAGAAGUUUAUUUCUUUUAAAGUGUCAUUUUUUCCAUUUUUUCCAUUUUUUUUCAGUUUCUCUUCACCGCAUAAAUUAAGAAGAUGCAGUUUUAAAAUACUCAUCUGUUCAUUUUGUGGUUGUUGUUAGGGUACUGAGUUAUUGUAACAGUCUACGACCUUCUUCAAUUACCCUGAUCUUACAGAAGGGGUGGAGGUUGACGGAUCCUGCAGGAAACGCGAAGGAGUACCCACAAUUUAAUUCUAAAUCUUCAAAUCCUAAACAAUUUAUGUUACUUGUUAAAUAUAUACCCGAUUUUUAAUGCCCUUUUCAGACUAAUCAAUUUUUAAAAUUGCUGUCUUUAGCAAGAACGAUUUUAACUUUUUGAACUCCAGUUAUCAAAGACGUUUGAGAGGUAUUCAAGAGGGGGACUUGCUAUGAGUCACUGCUAUUAGAGGACAGCCCACAUGUCACACAGCAGGGGCGGAUCCAGGAUAUUUUUUAGGAGUGGGUGCACUCGUCUCUUGCUCUACUUCAGCACCAAUAAACCACAUAGUUUUUUUUUUUGGAGAAUACCAGUUGUAUUAGAAAACCGCAGGUCAUCUCAGGGGGGGUGUGCACCCCCUGCACCCUUCCCCUAGAUCCGCCCCUUCACAGUCAAGCUACAUGUGUAGCCUGCGUAGCUGGCGAGAUUAAAGGGGACUUGCUGGUACUUGUUUUUUGGCGGCGGAGCCGUGAGAAUAUUGGAGCCGGUCAUAAAACCCAGAGAGCAAUCCCGCCAGCUACACAAGCUAAGGCUGCACAAGCUGUUAUUUAAUUUCUUUAUAUCUUCUUUAUCAUUAUCGUUCAGUUGUCAUCAGUUUGUUAUACGUAAAGGCUGUUGUUAGUAUCUUGGGACUACUGGCCAAUAUCAUGUUGUUGUUUUCCUUUAGCAUGGUGAGUUUUAUAUCUCUGUAUCAUUACUCAAAUUAAUAGUUAUAUUUAUACUACUACACUAAAAAUUUCUGCAAUUUGCUUGGCUUAGAGCAGUGGUAUUUCAGCCUAAUUUGAAAUACCUAAUACCUACAUGUGAAAAUUACAAACCUUUUGCGGGUCAUAAACCAAUAAUAACAUGCUCUGUACGUGAUAAUUGGCAUAUUAAAUACCACUCGUGAUAUUUCAAAAUUGUCUCAAAUUUCACUUGUCUAACGGCUCGUGAAAUUACGUAUAACAAUUUCGAAAUAUCACUCGUGGUAUUUAUGCCAAAUAUCACUACAAAUCAUGCUAUUACCUAUACUAAAACUGCAGUAUUUCAGUUUAAUUGUGUGAAAAACCGUUUUUUUUCCUAUUAUGCAUAAAAGAUGCUUUAAUUUCUUUUCUCCUUUUUUUUUCUUUUUAAUGAAAUCGUUAGAAUGAAGCGGAAGGGAAAAGUUAAUCUCAGGGCUUCUUGGUGAUUUUCUGAUUCAUCUAAUUUGAUGCAUAAGGGUUGUUGCGUAGAUCUACCAAGAUCCCAUACCUUUGUUUGUCUUAUUUUAGUUAGUAAGUAUUGACCCGGUUCAAAACAAUUCAAAUCUUUUCAAUUUUUUUUUUUCAUUAUUUUUUUUUUAUAUAGAAAAAUCGUUUUUUGACGCUGCCAUACAUAAUCCUUUACACCUUCUCCGUUUUCUACGAACUGGCCGUUAGUAUUUUCCUGAUUACAAUUUGGCACAAGGUGCGUAUGUAACUUUGUGCUAUUCAUAGUUUUGCAAAUUAUGAAGAACGGGUCUUAUUUGCUUUAGGGGAUAGAAGGGUACGGAGGGUCAGUAUCCCUUUUUUUCUGCAUUUAUAAAAAUAUUAGACUCGUUGGGCCGAGAAAAAUGUUUCACGAGACUUUCCCCUCCCGCCCACCCCUCCCUCCAUCAUGUUAAAUGAAGGUCUUGGCGUGUGCCCACUGUCCGCCCCCAUUUCUUAGCUAUGCUCGGACGGCUUGAUCCACCCCUAAAAAAGAGAUGGCUAACGUCAGUUGCUCUUAUUUUGAGCUCAUCGUUGGAGUCACUAACUUUAGUUUUUUCGAUUGCAGUUUCAGUAUACUUUUGCCAUUGAGAUUUGUUCUCUAGCGCUAACGGUAUGUACUAAAUGAUUACGUCCUAAAUGAGUUUUUACUUCUAAGGUCGUCAACUAGGACACCACUGGUACCGUUCCUUUGGCCAAUUUGUGUACGUAAUUUUUUUCUUUUCACUCUUAUCAUAGUGGCAGGAGGGCCUGCCUACCAAAGGGAAAGGAGCUUAUUAAUAUCAAUUAAAUAAAGGUGGGAUGGUAAAAAAUACGCGUCUGUCUAUGGUUCGUCCGGGGGGUGGUUCUCUGCCUAGUUAUAUUCUGCCCUAUUUGUGACUCUGGUAUAAUUGAAGACGAAUUUCAUUUUCUCUUCCAUUGUCCAAAAUACUCAAUCCCAAGGGAGAAAUUCUACAAUCAAAUCCAACAAAAUUUUGUGGACUUUAAUCAGCUAUCGUACACAGAAUUAAUAAUAAAACUGAUGAAUUCACAGAAUUUUUCCGUAAAUUCACAUUUGUCGAAAUUUCUCAUUAUGUAAUGAUUUACGUAAUAAUUUGUUAUCAAAUCUUGCUGAUGACACUUGAUUGACUAUAGUAAUUAUUGCAUUGCAUUAUCAUUGUUAUGAUUUGUUUGUUUGUUUUUUAUGUUAAAGCUUUUGCAAUACUGUAACUACAUAAUUAUAGUCAUGCAAAUAACGCUUAUGUUGUUGUUGUUGUUGGAUUGACUACAAUGGGGUUACAUUUUCCGUAGAAUUACUAGGAGGGGUCCGGGAUAGGGCAGCUUUGGCGGGAAGCUUUUUCACACCAUUAAUUGUGCUUAUUUACAUCACGUGUUAUCAACUCUCUCUCCAGGAGCCCAAGGCUGAGCCCAGCCUUGUCCCCAGGGCGCUUUUCCCUGGCUUUGGGGGUGGGACGGAAAAAGCGCCCUGGGGACGAGGUUGGGCUGGAUCUAUCUGCCCUUGUUUUGUGUAGCUAGCUCUUAAUUGUUUUUGAUGCCUUUUUAAGAUCUACUUCAUCCUUGUGGUGUACUCGUACUAUGAGAGCCUCCGUGAAGAUCCUUCAGGAUCUAUAGCGGGAUUUGAUCAAGAAAACGGAACUGCUAUGGUAUGA